GAACGUUGAAACGGCGACGACGUCAUUUUUAAAAUUACGUGAACGAGGCUGGCAGCGGUCGCAGGCCGGGAGGCGGCCUGACGUGGCGGGUGCAAGAAGAAGCUAACGUGACGGUCGCGGUCGCUGUAGUCACGUCACGAAGACGUCGAGGCACAUUUAAACUCGCAGUUCAGCCGAAAGACGAUUAUUUACUCGUGUUGCAACAAUCUCUUCCCUGCUUGGGGAUAAGGAAAGUGGGAGGAAAUUCCAGACACGAUAGCCACCUAUACUCCAAAAGCCAAGGUCACAAACUAGUUGAGCUGCGAUUCCCUGGCGACCAGUUCAGGGUGAACCCCGCCUCUCGCCUGCAGAUCCCGGCAUUGAAAGCCGUCUCGUCCCCAUGGAGCAGCGUUUGAAUGGCGGCAACGCCGCAGAUGUGAUGAGUCCACAGAAAAGAUCUGCUUUGUCACGGUCAUUAAAGAUGACUCCGAUAUCCGUGUUCGGCUGUUUCCGACCAAAUGUGGGUCAGUGCUGCCAACAGUGCACGCCAGACAGUCUUUCACGCCAUCAUAAGAACUUUGGACAAGGACCCGCUCUUGGCUUCCAUAACAUUCUCUGUGUCAAUGAGACUCACACGAGGUACAGAGGCUGGCUAGUGCGGAGGGUAUGCGGCAUGCUGUUUGUGUGUGGGUGCGAGGUUUUUCCGAGUCCUGUUUGCAGUCGGCGGGAGGGGGUCUGCGAGAGCAACAGGGUGAAGGAGGCUCUUGCAACAGACCCGAAAACGCCUGAGGGGGCUGACAGCCAAGGGCAGCUCAAAAGCAUCUCAUCAUUUCGCCCCAUAAUUAAUACCUGCAUCUCCCCAUUUUUUUUACGAUGUGUGGGUUGGGCGAUGAUGAAGAUGUUUUGCUCUGUUUUUGGCGGCAUUCAAGUGAACCUCAACCACUUUGUGGCUUUGCACAGGGCCUCAGAAGAGGGAUCGCUGCUGGUCUACGUGUAUGUGCGUCAGAGCAUCAUGGACAGCGUUCUCCUCUCGUUGGUGCUCUUCUGUAACAACCUGAGAGUCCCAUACACAAUUUUUCCAGUCCAAGUCUCCAACUCCUUCCUCAGAUCGCUCCUUCAGAAAAUUGGCGUGAUCCUCUUGCCGCCAUCAGCGGCGACCGAGCAAGAUGCGGAGAUGGAGAAACUUUACGGGCCCGUCAUGACCUCCGUAAUACGUGAGCUGCUACAUGAGGGCCAAGCCUUGAGCGUCGGUGUGUCAGCCGAGUCUGGUCAAGGGGCCCGGUGGCUGGCUCGCAUCAGGCAGCUCAUCAAAGAGAAGUCUGUCCCUGAUAUAAGUCUGGUCCCUGUGGGAAUCUCUUAUGAUUGUGUGCCAGAGAUGCACACGCAGGUUGGCUCUCUAUUUCGCUGGCUCUUGUCUCUUCUGUGGAGGAAACCGGAAGGAAUGGUUAGGAUCCAUCUCGCGCAGCCCUUUUCUCUUCAGGAGAUGUAUGCAUCAGGUAGGUGCAGAGGACUUGAAUGGCGCCCUCUACAGGACUUGUUGCUGCCUGUUAUCCUUUGCAAAAGCACAGAGAGUGUGUUUGGUCAGAGGAAGAUAUCUUGGCUUUUGCCUUCUCGUCGUGCGUCAGAAGCAACCGCAGAGCCAACUCAUCGGGAGAGCGAGCUCAGCAUUGGCAUUGCUGUCCACCUCAUCUUCUCUGCAACAUCCUGCAUGGCUGUAAUGUCCACCAAUCUGCUGUCCAGUCUUUUGUUGUACAGACACCACAAGGGUGCGAGCAUGUCGGUCUUGUGUCGUGAUGUCACCUGGCUGACAAAGGAGCUCUUGUUCAGAAACAAAGAUGUCGGAUUUGGAGGAAGUCUAGCGGAGGUGCUCCGUUACUCCCUGGCACUGCUCGGCCCGCAUCUCAUCAUAGCGGCGGUGCCGUUAAGGCAAGACCCUUUAAUUGUCCCUCGUCCUACGCCUGCCGCCGCACUUCACUUUUUCCUGCAGGCCCAGAUUGUUACCCAUACUUUUAUUUUGGAAGCAGUUGGCGCGUGUGCGGUGUCAGCCAUGCUAUUCGAGAUUGCAGCCACCGGCGUCACCAGCAAGGUGAGGCCCGACAGCGCAGAUGGAGACAAAGUCAAAGGUGACGUGGAAUUUGAUGUGGUCCUCUGCCAGUCGGAGCUGACUGAAAAAGCCCUGCAGCUCUGCCAUCUCCUGCCUCCGGGCUUCAGACCGCCCUGCCAGUCUUCUCAAAGUUUCGCGGUGGAUGCUAUUGACAGUCUGGUGCGAUGUGGCAUCUUGAUCAUGGAAGAAGUCCAGAGGAACAGUCCAGUCUGUGAUUCUUGGAAGAGGGAGGGCAUGCUGACCUGGACCCCCACAGACGAGCUGUAUCAAAGCGAUUCCGAUUGCGAGGACGAAGAUUUGUGCUCCUACAAGGUAGGCCAACCAAAUCACUGCCCUGACAUGCUCCUCUUCCUAUGCAACAUGCUAGCCGGACGUCUGAGGGUUCUCUCCUGGACCACCUCGUUCCUGGACCACCUCUACGCUCCUCUACCAGAAGAGCAUUUUGUGUCUCAGCUGUGCUUUCAUCUGCGCGAGAUAGCAAAUAAGAAGAAAGAGCACUACGAGAGCUGCUCACAGGAAGCUACUCGUGCUGCCGUUGGAACGCUAAAAGAUUUGGGGGUCCUGAUGGAGGAGCAGCGCGAAGGAGGAGUCUUCCUCGGGGUCACGCCUUUGUUCCAGUCGGCGGAAAACAGGCAGAAACUUCAUCGUUUCAUCUCUCAGUACAUCUACAACUAAUAUGAUAAACAGCGGCGUUCAAUGUUAGUGGUCGGAGUUAAAAUGCUGUUUUAUGAUUGCGUGGCUGCACGCUGGUUGCAGAGGCCUUUGGGGUUAAUUGCAUUGAGAUUUUUCAGUUAUGAGACAUUGAUUGAAAGUUUUUCCUUGGUAAUAUCAUUAGCAUAAAGCUGCAGGAGAUGAGGAUUACGAGUCUGCCGUAAUCAGAUGUGUGGCGCCGCCGUAGUGUCACGAUGCGGAGUCCUUUCCAUCGUGUUUACAUUGCAACCAGGGCACUUUUGCUUGGAACCGUUCUUGCUUUUAAGUGGGUUAUUUCACGUGGUAAUGGGUGCCCUUGCUAAUGAGGCCCACUUCUGUUCGUUUCAUUUCACUGAUUGAGGUUGUUUUUUUUUUUGUCUUGUUUAUGAAGACUAAAGGACUUUCAACAGCCCCUUUUCUGCCGCCAUUCUUCAUUCAAAGUGGAUGCCCGUUCCAUGAGUUCUAUCACAUGAGUCCGGACAAAAUAAUAAAGAAAUGCAACGUCAA
Molecule: messenger RNA, 3280 nt
Organism: Syngnathoides biaculeatus (alligator pipefish)
Lineage: Eukaryota; Metazoa; Chordata; Actinopteri; Syngnathiformes; Syngnathidae
Gene: gpat2
Product: glycerol-3-phosphate acyltransferase 2, mitochondrial
Exons: 26
Coding region: 380-2758 (792 amino acids)
Cellular component (GO): mitochondrial membrane
Source: RefSeq, a predicted model, not a curated record